Messenger RNA from Lycium barbarum (goji berry), 660 nucleotides. RefSeq lists its product as uncharacterized. The transcript has a single exon. Bases 1 to 660 code for a protein of 219 amino acids. The record is from RefSeq and is a predicted model, not a curated record. NCBI's taxonomy places the organism in Eukaryota, Viridiplantae, Streptophyta, Magnoliopsida, Solanales, Solanaceae.
AUGUGGGAAGCAGAAGUUGGCAAUGCUUCAUGGAUUGUGAGGAAGACUUUGAAGGCAAAACAAUAUCUCCAAGCUGCUGGAUUACAGGAACAAGAUCUUAUGCAGAUGGACACUUUCUCAAUCAAUAAAAUUUAUAUGCAGCUAAGAGGAUCCUUUCCAAAGGUCCCGUGGAGGAAAGUGGUAUGCAACAACUAUGGAUCGGCUAAAUGGAUCUUUAUACUUAGAUUGAUCAUUUGCGGCAGAAUUUUGACAAGGGAUAGAUUGGUGAAAUGGGGCAUCACAAAAGAUACGAGCUGCCCAUUGUGUAAUACAGGUGUGGAGAGUGUGGAACAUCUAUUCUUCAGCUGUGUGAUAUCAGCUAACAUUUGGAGUAGGAUUUUGGCAUGGCAAGGUAUUAAAAGAAUUACUGGAAGUUGGUGUCAAGAGCUGGCAUGGGCCCUGCAAUCAUACAAAGGAAACAGUGCAACAGCGGAAGUAUAUAGGAUGUGUUUGGCAGGAACUACUUACUAUAUAUGGCAAGAAAGAAACGCCAGGGUCUUUCAGAAGAAGCAGAGAAGUGUUGAUAGCAUUGUGAAGCAAAUCGUCCAGGAUGUUCACUGUCGAGGAAUAGUAAGUGCAAAGUUGAAUAGGAAGCUAGAUAGCAUGAAUUUCUACCCUUAG